Messenger RNA from Daldinia loculata, 1212 nucleotides. RefSeq lists its product as uncharacterized. The transcript is spliced from 2 exons. Bases 120 to 1010 code for a protein of 296 amino acids. Lineage: Eukaryota; Fungi; Ascomycota; Sordariomycetes; Xylariales; Hypoxylaceae. The record is from RefSeq and is a predicted model, not a curated record.
AAUCUCUUAAUAAAUACUUAAAUACUCCUUCUAGAAAGUCAGUCGUUUUUCUUGUAUCUACUCAUCAAGCUUAGACACAUGUAGAAAACUAUAUAUUUGAAAGCACCCACGCAUUGAGUAUGGAUCAUUACUACAACAGUCACCUCUACGACAUCUCCCAACUGGACCCCGUGCCGGAGAGCUAUAACCUUGACGAAAACGACGUCGACAUUUUUGAAUCUACUGUACAAGAGCCCCUGGUUCUGGAAUUCGACCACCCAUUGGCACGAGUAGUUGAUGAGCUUAAGCUAUCCGCCCUAAAUGAGUUCUAUCUUGAGAAGAGUCGGUCUGAGACGUUCCCCCAGAGGAACUUAGGCGUGGAGCAGAGAGCCGGUAACUUUCAAGGCUCCAUCCUGGGAGACGCCCAAUUCCCCUUGAAACGUCAGUUUGCAUGUCCAUUCUACCGAUGGGAUCCAGUAAAGCACAUGUCAUGUUUCACGAGAUUGAGCCUCCGAGGUAUUACAGGUGUCAAACAGCACCUUUGGAACACUCAUAGGCUACCGCCUUAUUGCCCAAUGUGCGGGAAAACUUUCCCCACGGUGACUCGUUGCGAUAGUCAUAUUCGACACCGAAAGUGUGGCCCACGGGAGUCGCCGACACCUGAAGGCAUAACCAUACAGCAGGUUCAACAGCUGGUUCAACCUACUGACGCUCGGAACCCUGAAGAGCUGCAAUGGCUAUAUAUCUGGACAAUCGUUUUCCCCGGAGCAGACUUGCCAGCCGUAACUUAUCCUUCGGGCGCCAUAGAGUCUGCAGUUUGCCAAUUUCGAGAUUACUGGGCGUACAACGGGGAAAAGCUUGUGUCUGACUUUCUCGAAGCGAAGGGCUUCCACAAUUACAAUCUACAAGACGAGGACCACAGUUUCGCAGCACUGUACACCACCGUCCUCUACCAAGCAACUGACUACCUAGUUGAGAGUAUAUCGCACAAAAAUUCCAACGAAACCAUCGGAGGGUUAAGCAGGUCUUAACACAACCAACUCCCUAAGAUUUACUAUGUCGGGAUCGACAUUAGACUGUACAAUACAACCCGUGCUUUGGGAAGAGCGGCAUACUCGGAUCGGCAUCACUUGGUUUUGAUUUUUCGCCCCUUAGAUUUCUUUAUCUUACAUCAGGUGUUCUAGCCUUCUAGAAAGGCAAGUAAGAAAAAAAAAAUGCAUUCAACUAUUUUAG